This is a messenger RNA of Xenopus laevis (African clawed frog), 2460 nucleotides long. RefSeq names its product Kruppel-like factor 13 S homeolog (gene klf13.S). Gene Ontology annotation, biological process: regulation of transcription by RNA polymerase II. The coding region runs from base 689 to 1471 and encodes 260 amino acids. NCBI's taxonomy places the organism in Eukaryota, Metazoa, Chordata, Amphibia, Anura, Pipidae. The transcript is spliced from 2 exons. Gene Ontology annotation, cellular component: nucleus. Gene Ontology annotation, molecular function: RNA polymerase II cis-regulatory region sequence-specific DNA binding; DNA-binding transcription factor activity, RNA polymerase II-specific. The record is from RefSeq and is a predicted model, not a curated record.
UGAGGGUAUAAAGAGGGGAAAAUGGUCGCUGGCAGGGAUUAAUUUUAACUGUAAAUCCUAUUACUGAGCCUGUAAAUCCAGCUCUGUGAGGCACUGGGUAGACUCAUUGUCAGAGCUGUACAAUGAUGAAUAAAUUAUUAUUGAACUCAAGGGUGGUGUUAUCCCUUCUCAUGUUGCCUGCAGUUGCCAAAUUGCAAGAAUGCAAGGGCCAAUGGGAUCAGUAUAAACAAGCCUGUGAUUGGUUGAGGGUUCUGGUUUCAUCCCUUCUGCUACAGGCUGUGUUGGAGCAGAACAGCCCAAGCUCUGCAGAUCUGCUGCUAGGAGUCAGGGAUGACUUCUUCUUCCACUGCUCUGCCCAGGAUGUGGCUGCUUGGUGACGUCACCCACAGAUGUUUCUCCAGGCCACACCCCCACGUGGGACUGAACCCCAUUCACCAGUGCAAUAGCUGCGAGUAAAAAGGCAGUUCACAUGACUGCGGGGCAGCUCGGCAUGUAGCGCCGAUAUUAUACCUUUUAUUUUAUAUUGGAGGGGCUGUCAGUUUACCUCUACUCUCCCCAAGACUCAGAUGCGUUUAUUUCCCUAUGCAAGUUGGGCGUGAUCUCCAUGGACCAAGUGCAAUCCCGGCGAAGAAAGCAGCAGCUUUUCAUAUAAAAAGAGAAUAGAGUGCAAUUGGGGACAGGAAGGAAAAUGUCAUCGGCGGUAGCAGCAGCGUGUGUGGAUCAGUUCGCUGCCGAGUGCCUUGUGUCUAUGUCCAGCCGCGCUAUUGUCCAUACUGCGCCUACUGGCAGCACAGCGGCACCUCCUCCUCCUCUGCUGCCGCCGCCGCCGGGGGAAGACAGGAGAGAGAACGCGUCUCUGUUCGUGGUGGCCAGGAUUCUGGCUGACCUUAAUCAACACGCUCCCAAGCCCGGCGGGGAGAAGGCAGCAGAGUGCGCCCUAAGUCUGGUGGCCGCUGCCAAUGAGGCUUCUAGUAGGGAACCUCCAGCCGGCAAACUCGCACACAGAGCGGCCACACCUCCCCUCAUACAGGAGACAAGCCCUAAACAAAGAGCCAGACGUGGGAAAAGCAGAAGUGACCCCGAGUCACCCCUCAAAAAGCACAAGUGCCCCUACUCCGGCUGCGAAAAAGUUUAUGGCAAAUCCUCCCACCUGAAAGCGCAUUUGAGGACACACACAGGGGAGAAACCAUUUGAGUGCAACUGGGAUGAGUGCAACAAAAAAUUCGCAAGGUCGGAUGAACUAGCCCGACACUACCGUACUCACACUGGAGAGAAAAAAUUCAGCUGUCCUAUCUGCGAAAAGCGUUUCAUGAGAAGUGAUCACUUAACCAAGCAUGCCCGCCGUCAUGCCAAUUUCCAGCCCAGCAUGCUUAAGGGGCGAGGUGGCAUCAGUUCAAGGAAUGGAUCUGUCAGCGACUACAGUCGUUCGGAUGCAUCAAGUCCAGCCAUUAGCCCUGCAAGCUCUCCUUAAUCUACUUGCACUGAACAUUAGCACUUUGCUUCUGCUAAUGUGGAACACUUUGUGAAAUGGAUUUUCUUUUUUAUUACAUGCAUUUAAAAAUUUUUCCUUGGUAUUUUUUUUAAGUGGAUUGAAGAUUGCUUAUUUUGAACUAACAAUGCAAAAUCUGAAAUUCUGUAAUUCCUUUAGGUCAGAUUCUCAAAUUUAUCCUGGCUGCCUUUCUCUUGGAUUUCCAGAAUUUUAUAUAUCAAUCAGUUUUGGAUCUCCAAAAUUCAAUACUUCCAGUUUUCUACCUCCAGAUUACCAUAUCUUACCUAGAUUUUAUCUCUACGUGUCUGGCAAUCCGCACAUUUUGUACCUCCAGUAUCCCAUCAAAGUAUCUCUUCUCUAUUUCUAGAAUUCUAUACUUGGCUUCUGUCGAGCUUCCACAGUUCAUGUAUCUGAUCUUAGCGGAUCUCCAGGGUUUCAUUCUCCACCACGUUUCAUUACCAGUCUCCUAACUUGUGUCUUGUGUCCAUCUCUCAUUUACAAAUGGCAGUUUUUACUCUAAAGGACAAAAAACAUUUUAAACUACUUCACCUCAGGACUAAAAAAAAAAUAAAGUUGCACAAGAGAAGCAUUGAUCUACAGCUUAAAGUUCAGUGUUGAAUUUCACCUCUUCUUCAAUAUUCCCCUCUCUCAGGGAUGAAUUCCUAGAUUAUAUAAUGAUGUCACAGCUUUUUCUGCAGCCUUAUCCUCUCCCUUUCUACAUUUUUAUUUGUUUGCACUCAAAGGUAUUUUGAGUUCAGGCACACUGGGAAAUGCCAGUACUGGAAAAUGGUGCCCUUUUACUUGGGUGGAAAACUUGGUUUAUUUGCAAAUAGUCUUAUAUAAUUUUAAUGUAUAUAUUACGCAUACUCAUGUCAAAUGUUAAACAUUUAUAUACGCUACCAGUGAAUCAUUUUGUUAGUUUUGUGGCAUUUGCAAACUUUAAGUAUAUUAGAUUUUGUUUUUUAACUGUA